This is a messenger RNA of Gorilla gorilla gorilla (western lowland gorilla), 3890 nucleotides long. Its product is annotated as translation initiation factor IF-2. The transcript has a single exon. The coding region runs from base 3156 to 3626 and encodes 156 amino acids. The record is from RefSeq and is a predicted model, not a curated record. Lineage: Eukaryota; Metazoa; Chordata; Mammalia; Primates; Hominidae.
CUUGUGCCAAGUUCCUGGUCAGGGCCCAGGAGGCCAUCCAGGGAACGCCAAUAACCAUCCAUCCCUGCUACAGCACAGCCGGGAGUGGGGUGGGGUCCACGUUCCCUCCGACUAUCCAAGAAGUUAGAGCCUGAGUACUAAUCAGCCGUGUUCUGUGUACCAGUGUUCCUCCCUGGACCUCGCAAGGGUCUGCCCGGACAACCCAGGGUGACCUUGAGCUGAUUCCCAACUCUGGCAUUGGUGUGUCCUGGCUGGCCGGCUCCUGGUUAUGUCGGGCUGGUGGCAGCCCCUCCUGCCAGCAAGGUGCAGAGCACAGUGCUGGCUGGAGCCUGACCAACCUGAUCUCCUAAUCUAGGUUGGGGACACAGGAGCAUGAAAAUCACAAGUCAAAAUUAGGUGUGGAACCUCAGGGCGGAGCUGGUGUCCUGCCAGAGAUGCCUGGGGGCUGGGGGGAGGACUUGGAGGAGGAGAGGCUGCAGAGGGCAGGGACACAGAGUAGGGGGGCCACACAAAGGGUGGCUCAGAGUGGGGGAGGGGCAUAAAGGAAGAGCCAUACAUAAUCAGCAGCUUUGAGGGGUGUUGGAGCCUGCCAGCCACAGAGGACUUCCCAGGGAGGGAAUGGGGCAUAGUGUGGAAGUGGUGCCCUCAUUUUCAGAGGCUGCAGACACUUCGCUGGAAGGCACACUUGCCACGGGGCAGGCAGUGUGGCAGUUAGAAAUGUGUGGGAUGGAAUGGGCGCGGUGGCUAACGCCUGUAAUCCCAGCAUUUUGGGAGGCCGAGGCGGGCGGAUCAUGAUGUCAAGAGAUCGAGACCAUCCUGGCCAACUUGACGAAACCCCGUCUCUAUUAAAAAUACAAAAAUUAGCUGGGCAUGGUGGAACACACCUGUAGUCCCAGCUACUCGGGAGGCUGAGGCAGGAGAAUCGCUUGAACCUGGGAGGUGGAGGUUACAGUGAGCAGAGAUCAUGCCACUGCACUCCAGCCUGGCGACAGAGCGAGACUCCUUCAAAAAAACGCGUGGGACAGAAUGGCAGGGCCAUCCUGGACGGGAUGGGGCCCCUGACCCCUGUGUGCCUGCGCUCUGCCAGCUCCUGCGCAGAGCAGGUACUCGGGGGAGGGAGGAUGGUUUGCUCCAAACUCAGGUCCCAACUGGUGUCUGACUUGGCUGCAGAAUCCUUUGGGUCCUGGUUUCUUCAUACAUGCAAUAUUGGGGGUUUGGCCUUGGGGGUCUCUUCCAGCUGAGUCCACUUCUGUCCCCAGCCUGUAAACUGUCUGCACCUAUUGACUCUUGAUGGUCUCUGAGGGACUCAACUUUAGAAACUCUGUCCUUUUUGUGCUGCUGUCACAGAAUGCUUGAGACUGGGUAAUUUAUAAUGAACAAUCAACUGGCUCACGGUACUGGACAGGUGCCAGCAUCUGGCGAGGGCCGUCCAGCUGCGUCAUCACAUGGUGGAAGGCAGGAGGGGAGCCACCCCACCCUUUUAUAACCAACCCCAGCCGUUAGGGCGCAGGCUUCAUGGCCUAACCACCCUCUAAAGGUCCCACUCCAUACUGUUACAAAGGCAAUGAAAUUUCAACAGGUUUUGGAGGGAACAAACAUUCAAACCAUGGCAGAAAGUGUGGAAGGAGCAAUAACCACACUGAACAGAACGACCAUGGUAAUUAAACCCCAAGUGAAACCAUGACCCGUUUUACAUCAUCCUGAGAGAACAGUGCAGCUCCAGUACUUGCUGAGCUGCAGAGACAGGGUCCAUCCAACUCGACAGCAUCCAGCAGCCACUCCAGGCCGCCAGCAGACAGAUGUUGGGAGCAGCACUGAUAGUUUGGGUUUUUGUUUGUUUUUUUAAGACAGGGUCUCACUUGCCCAGGCUGGAGUGCAGUGGUGUGAUUAUGGCUCACUGCAGCCUGGAACUCUGGGGCUCAAGCGAUCCUCCCACCUCAGCCUCCCGAGUAGCUGGGACUACAGGUGUGUGCCACCAAAUCCAGCUAAUUUUUGUUACUUUUUGUAGAGAUGGGGUCUCACUAUGUUACCCAGGCUAAUAGAUUUUUUUAAAUGAUCAUACAGGACGGCUGGGUGCAGUGGUUCACACCUGUAAUCCCAGCACUUUGGGAAUCCCAGCACUUUGGGAGGCUGAGGCGGGCAAGUCACCUGAGGUCAGGAGUUUGAGAUCAGCCUGACCAACAUGGAGAAACCCCGUCUCUACUAAAAGUACAAAAUUAGCCGGGCGUGGUGGCGCAUGUCUGUAAUCCCAGCUACUCGGGAAGCUGAGGCAGGAGAAUCGCUUGAACCCAGGAAGCGGAGGUUGCAGUGAGCUGAGAUCGCGCCACUGCACUCCAACCUGGGCAACAAUACAAGACUCCAUCUGAAAAAAAAAAGAUCACACAGGAAAACAGAAGUUCGAUUUCACGUCGUACACUGCUGUAAUUUCAGCACAUGUGGACUCGUGUAACCACCACCAUAACCUUCCGUCACCCCUGAAACUCCCUCCCGCCAGCCCUUUAGGGUUGCCCCUUCCCCCCAACCCCACCAGCCCCUGGUGACCACUGAUCUGUCCUCCAACCCAUAGUGUUUUUCCGGGAAUGUCACAUAAACGGAAGCCGACCAUGGGUCACCUUUCUGGUGCCUUUCUCCCCGCACAAAGUCUUUGUCCUUGUGAAGUUGUCACGUGCCAAACGCUUGUCCCUUUUUCCUGCUGGGUAAUACUCCUGGUGCCGCCCUUGCUGUUUGUUGAUGCACAUCUGGCUGCUUUUCGCUGGCUGCUAGCGGAGCUGCUAGGGACAUGGCCACGGGGCCGUGAGAGCGGAGUUUCCUCUCUCCCGUGACCCUGAGCUGCGCCUUUCUCAGCCGCCUCCCGAGGCCCCAGGCGCUCUGCGGGGGCUCUGGCGGGGUUGGGGGGGUGGGCGUUCUCGUUAUUUCAGCGGCGCUGACCCUGGCCCUGCGGGAGGGACCGUGGGACCCGAGACAUCGCCGCCUGGCCUCCGCUCCCCACCCGGGAGUGGGGCUCGCACCCCCCCAACCUCGGGUAAAGAGGCUUCCGGAAGGAAGGGCGCCCCGCGGACCGCGCCCAACCCUGCCCAGCACAGCCCAGCCCUGCCCAGCCCAGCCCUUCCCGGGGCGGCGGCGCGGGAAGCAGGCGGUGGCGCACGGGCGUCGUCAUGGCAACCCCACCGGCUCCGGGGGCCGGGACCGCUGCCCCCUCCGCCCCUCGAUCCCCGGCCCUCCGCCCUUCCUGGCUGAGGCUGGACCCGGCUGCGCGGGGCGCGAGGCUGCCUUUCCCGGGAUCACCAGGGACCACCCGGCGCGCUCCCCGGGAAUCCGCACCCCUGGCCCCAGCGCUCCGGAGCGACCCGGGUCAGCCCCUGGCUGCCUGCAGUGGGCCCCUGGGCGAACCCCGGGCGGACCCAGGAGUGAGCACCCGGUGCGCGGCAACGAUGAUCCCGCAAGGGAAGCUCACGGGAGGCAGGAGCUGUGGCAGCAGCCCCAGGAUGGGGCGCGGGGAGCGCGCUGAGCUGUCCUUUCCCGCAGCGGCCCCGCGGUUGAAGCGUGGGCUUGGGUUUUGGUUUUUCUUCUGUGGCAACAGUUCUGUUGAGAUAUUACUCGCCUGCCGUACAACUCACCCAUUUUAAGAGUACACCUCAGGGGUCCUGCGUGUAUUGACAAACCCGCCGCCGUCACCACAGCCAAUUUCAGAACAUUUUCAUCUCUUCAAAAGAAACCCUGUACCCUUCAGCUGUCACCCUCCUGGUCCCCAUCCGGUCCUCGUCACGCCCUCAGCAGCCAUGCACUGCCUGUAAAGUCCCCUGUCCUGCCCUGUAGGUGGAAUCUAUACCUUGGGGUCUGUUCUGACGUUCGCCUAACAGUCUUUCCAGGCUCAGCUGUGCUAUCGUAUG